AUGUCUGAACAUCAAAAUGCCUCUGUCGGUAUUGACAAGCACCCUGGCUCCGAGGAUAUUUCCGAGCAACCAGAGGCGGCUCAAAGCCAAACAUCCGCGGACGAAGUCGAAGAGGACCACAGCGUGGCCAAUAUCGAACGAAUCUACAGAAAACUGGACCGUCGCAUCAUCUCCGCAUUCUGGGUCCUCUACUUCCUCUGUUCAGCUAUCCGCUCGAACGUAGGCCUAGCACAGACAAUGAACACGGAUAACGGCCACGAUCUCGCAAGUGUGCUCCAUAUAUCCCGGCACCAGAUCUCAACGGGUCUUGCCCUCUUUUACGUCUGCUACGUGAUCUUCGAUCUCCCCUCAAACCUAAUCAUGACCCGAUUAAGCCCCCACGUCUGGAUGAGCCGCAUCGUGAUCAGCGUAGGCCUAAUCGGAAGCUGUCUCGCCGCGAUGAAGGCAGCAUGGAGCUUCUAUCUCCUCCGCCUCCUCCUCGGCAUCGUCACAGCAGGCAUGUGGCCCGGCAUGACAUACUAUCUAACCCUCUUCUACCCACCAUCCCGUAUCGGCAAACGCAUCGGCCAAUACUUCACAGCCUCCCAGGUCUCCGCCGCAGUUGUCGGUCUCGUCUCCGCCGGCUUCCAAAAGAUGGACGGCGCCCAAGGCCUCGUCGGCUUCCAAUGGAUGUUCCUAAUCUACGGUGUCGUCACAGUAGCCCUGGGCUUCGCCUUGCUAUGGUGGCUACCAGACAGACCCACGCCACCAGGCGAACCCGCGCCGAAACGCUCUUGGUUGAUGCGCUGGGUGCCUGCCACCUCGCCCGCGUUGAAGGGAGCCGAUGCCGUUGUGCACUAUCAUGAUCUGAAGCGUGUCUAUCACUCGUCUGCGUGGACACUGCGGGAUCUUCUCGCGGUGUUUCUAGAUUGGAGAAUGUAUCCGUUGUUGGUUAUGUAUUUUGGUGUUGUGGGUGUUGGUAUUGGUGUUCAGUUGUAUGCGAACUUGAUCAUCAAAGCUAUUGAUCCGACUUUGAGUGAUGUUUCUUUGAGUUUAUUGACGGCUCCGAUUUGGAUUAUGGAUCUAAUCGCCAUCCUCCUCGUAACACCCCUCUCAGACCGCUUCCAUCGCCACCGCGCAAUCUUCUUCUCAAUCCCCGUCCUCCUCCAAAUCCUCGGCCUCCUUCUAACAAGCUACGCCGGCACAGACGCAAACCCCUGGCCCCGCUACGGCGGACUCCUAAUCGUUGGAUUCGGACUCGGCCCAACAGUCCCGAUAACAAUGACCUGGACGACGGAGGUAUUCCAGCCUCGACACGGCGAGCUGGGGGUAGCUGCUGCGUCGGCUGUUGUCUCCGGACUCGGUAAUCUGGGCAGUAUCCUUACGACGUAUGCUCUGUAUUCAGGAUGGCAGAGUGACUACGAGGCGCCGGGUCGCCAAAAGUAUCGAAAGAGUAACCUUGUCAUGAUAGGGAUUCUGGCGGGAAGUAUUCUCUCUGCUGCGCUAAUGGAGCUAAUGUUGCGAUUUGUUGAUGGGCGGUAUCGGGGGGGAUGA
Penicillium coprophilum is the source of this 1533-nucleotide messenger RNA. RefSeq names its product putative MFS transporter. The transcript has 4 exons. Lineage: Eukaryota; Fungi; Ascomycota; Eurotiomycetes; Eurotiales; Aspergillaceae. Gene Ontology annotation, molecular function: solute:proton symporter activity; dethiobiotin transmembrane transporter activity; biotin transmembrane transporter activity. Gene Ontology annotation, cellular component: membrane. Gene Ontology annotation, biological process: biotin import across plasma membrane. The record is from RefSeq and is a predicted model, not a curated record. The coding region runs from base 1 to 1533 and encodes 510 amino acids.